UCGGUAUGUCUUUACUGAGGAAGGCUACAAGACAUCCUUACCGUUUAGAACAUGAGGUGCUACAUUGCAGCUGACAGCCAAAAGGGGCAAGCAAAAGCAACAUACUCCUUAACUAAAUGAAGAUUUAUUUUCACAUUGACAAAAUGGCCAACACGAUGAAGAUACUCGUUCUUGGAAGCGGAAUGGUGGCAUCACCUUGCGUCGAAUACCUCACCCGCAACCCCAAAAAUGAAGUCACUGUUGCUUGCCGGACCCUGUCCGCCGCCGAGGUUCUCGCCUCCGGAUUCCCGAGAACCAAGACGCUGGCCCUGGACGUAUCGAGGACCGUCGAACUAGAUGCCCAGGUCGCGGCCCACGACGUCGUCAUCUCUCUCGUCCCCUACGUGCACCACCCGGCCGUCAUCAGGUCUGCAAUCAGGGGCAAGACUAAUGUCGUCACCACCAGCUACAUCUCUCCCGCCAUGCGAGGCCUGGAGGACGAGGUCAAGAAGGCCGGCGUCGCCGUGGUGAACGAGGUGGGCGUCGACCCCGGCGUGGACCACUUGUAUGCCAUCAAGACCAUCGAUGAGGUGCACGCAAAAGGUGGCAAGGUCAAGGAACUAUACUCCUACUGCGGGGGUUUGCCAGCCCCUGAGUGCGCCGACAACCCGCUCGGCUUCAAAUUCUCAUGGUCGCCCAAGGGUGCGAUACUGUCGCAGCGCAAUUCUGCAUCUUUCCUGUACCAGGGGAAGCAGGUAAACAUCCCCUCUACCGAGCUGAUGUCCAUCGCCAAGCCGUACCAUGUCGUAGACGGAUACUCGUUCGUCGCGUACCCCAACCGUAACUCUGUCCCCUUCAGGGAGUUCUACAACAUCCCCGAGGCGGAAACCGUCAUCCGGGGGUCACUCAGAUACAAGGGAAACCCGGAGUUCAUCCAGGCACUCGCUAACCUUGGCUGGCUGGACCCAGAGAAAAGGAGCUGGCUGAAGGAUGGGAUAACCUGGGCCGAGAUUCAGCAGAAACUAGUCGGUGCCUCUAGCCCGGAUGAAAGCUCCCUUGUAGCGCACAUCAAGGAAAGCUACAGCUUCCCAGACGUGGCCGAGGCCGACCGAAUCGUCUCGGGCAUGCGCCAAUUCGGCCUCUUCUCUGACGAACCGGCCGCCGUCAAGGACGGCAAUGUCUUCGACACCCUCUGCCACCAGCUAGCACAGCUUCUCAGCUUCAAGCCCGGAGAGCGCGACCUCGUCAUGCUCCAGCACAAGUUUGUCGUCGAGUGGGAGGACGGAAAGAAGGAUACGAUAACAAGCACCCUCGAGCUGCUUGACGACCCCGAGAGAUACUCAGCCAUGGCCCUCUCGGUCGGAGCCACUUGCGGCGUGGCGACGCAGCUCCUGCUAGACGGCCACCCGGCCUUCAACCAGCCGGGCAUCCACGCGCCGUAUCGCCGGGACAUGUGUGAUCCCAUCAGGGAGGCCCUGGCCCGCGAGGGAGUUGUACUUGUAGAAAGGGUGCUCUGCUAGGAACGCCCGCCUCUGCUUUUCUAGAUCCACAUUGGCGGAUAAAGUUGGGCCGCGAGGUCGGAGGAGCUGGAGCCCCCGCAAACUUCCACUCUCCGAAACACAUGCGUGCGUCAUUAUCUUGGAAGGGCGUCGCACAGUGCCUGCUUGCCUGACAAAGGGAGAUGCCAUCGUGUCAGGUCCGAGGUUGGACCGGAUCGGGAUGGUCGGUUGACUGGCUCGCACCUCUAACUAGGGGUAUGGUCGGCUGGUCGGUCGGUCGGUCGCGCAAGCAAAACACGCGAGGCGCACCUGUGAGCAAAUCCCACAGAGUCCCGGAAGUGGAAGGUAGUUUCGAAUUGAACGGAAGCUUGCGACGCCUUACUCCGCCCCGUAGUGCGUAGCCUCGAACGUCCCGCUGAGCGGGGAACAGUCGUCUGUAGAGCAUCUUCGCCAGCUCUCUCCUGGCAUUAUCCUAGUUACAAUUAGUGGAUCCUGAGUCGUGCGUAUGCGCAGGGAGC
Phialemonium atrogriseum is the source of this 1996-nucleotide messenger RNA. RefSeq names its product Saccharopine dehydrogenase protein. The transcript has 6 exons. NCBI's taxonomy places the organism in Eukaryota, Fungi, Ascomycota, Sordariomycetes, Cephalothecales, Cephalothecaceae. Gene Ontology annotation, molecular function: saccharopine dehydrogenase activity. The record is from RefSeq and is a predicted model, not a curated record. Gene Ontology annotation, cellular component: cytoplasm. The coding region runs from base 117 to 1499 and encodes 460 amino acids.